Messenger RNA from Zophobas morio, 2025 nucleotides. Its product is annotated as fatty acyl-CoA reductase wat-like. The record is from RefSeq and is a predicted model, not a curated record. Gene Ontology annotation, cellular component: peroxisome. Gene Ontology annotation, biological process: long-chain fatty-acyl-CoA metabolic process. Bases 175 to 1632 code for a protein of 485 amino acids. Gene Ontology annotation, molecular function: alcohol-forming very long-chain fatty acyl-CoA reductase (NADP+) activity. The transcript is spliced from 8 exons. Lineage: Eukaryota; Metazoa; Arthropoda; Insecta; Coleoptera; Tenebrionidae.
AUUUUCAUUUACCCACUCAUCGCGCUUGUAAAUCAAAUCAUUUUUAAGGUUAUGGUAAUUUAAAUAGUUCCGUUUAAUUGUCCACAAGACAAGCUUCAAUUUUCACUAGCGUACCUGGCGCUUUAGGUGGUGUUUGCACUAUAAUUCUUACAAUUGUCACCAUUGCACAUUACCAUGUCUUUAGAAAACAGCCAAAUCGCCCAGUUCUUCAAAAACCAGACAAUCUUCAUAACCGGCGGAACAGGCUUUCUGGGAAAACUCCUCAUCGAGAAACUGCUACGAACAUGUUGGGAUCUGAAGAAGAUCUACGUGUUGAUGCGUUCAAAAAGUGGCAAAACCCCUCAACAACGCUUUGACGAGCUCUUUAACUUCCCCUGUUUUGAUCUCAUAAGAGGAAAGAAGUUAAGAGACAAAGUUUUUCUUAUCAGUGGCGACUGCAAAAGACCCCUUCUGGGCUUAAGCGACCAGGACCUAGAUUUGUUAAAACGAGAAACCACUUGCUUUUUCCACGUAGCUGCCAACGUUAAAUUUGACAUAUCUUUCAAAGAGGCCAGUUAUAACGUGAGUGCGACGAGAGAUGUUGUCAAUUUAACGAAGCAAAUGUCAAACCUUAAGGUGUUCAUCUAUGUGUCUACAGCCUACUCCAACUGCAUCAAUUCUCACAUUGCAGAGGAGUUCUAUAAACCACCAAUGGAUACUAACACGUUCCUUAAUUUUAUCAACGCCGUUGAUGACGAUGUUUUGCAGAAUAUCACACAUCCAUUAUUGGGUAAAUGGCCCAAUACCUACGUCUACUCGAAGUGUAUUACCGAAAAUCUGAUUAAAAAUUCGAAUAUAAAUGUACCAGUGGCAAUAAUACGACCGUCCAUAAUCAUGAACACCAUUGAGGAACCAAUAAAGGGAUGGAUUGAUAACACCUACGGGCUCAUUGGGAUAACGUUUGGGGCUUGUGUGGGUGUAGUUAGAAGCUUCUAUGCAGGAAAAAAUAACAAACUAAAUUUAGUACCAGCUGAUCAUGUGUGUAAUUGUGUGUUAGCGGCAACAUGGAAAGCAGCUAUAACACAAUCAGAGUCACCUGUUAUAUAUAACUGUGUUGGAGAACCAAAGAGUUGUGAGGACUGCACUAAGUUAAUAAAUUGGUUCUACUGGGAAUUUCCUUCCGAAAAGUAUUUAUGGUAUAAAUCUUUCAAAAUAAUAGAAAAUAAGUUUUGGAACCACGUGUACUUCAGUUUACAUUUACUACCUGCUUAUUUCAUAGACUUAAUUUUCUUCUUUUUCGGAAAGUCCGCAAGGAUCGUUCAGAGAUAUACACGCAUUAACAGAGUGCUUGAAAUGUCUUCUUAUUUUGCCACUCGAGACUGGACGUUCGAUGAAGACAAUGUCAUAAGUUUGUGGAAGGGCAUGAGCGACGAAGAUAAGAAAAUUUUUAAAUUCAACGUAAAAAUCACUGAUUGGUACGCUUAUUUUCGCAACUGUGCUUUAGGUAAACGACUCUAUUUAUUAAAUGACCCGAUUGAUACUGUACCUAAAGGUCAAAAGAAGUUGAAAGUUUUGUUUGUGUUGCAUUAUGCAGUCAUUAUCUUGCUGUGUUAUUUUAUGUUUGCAACGUUGAUGUUUAUGUUUGGUUUCUGAUAGUAAAUUAUUUUCGAUGUACUUAGAAUUUGUUGUUAUCAGGUAACGUAUGUUUAUUAACUGCGCAAAAAAGGAUUUAGUAGUCAAAGUGGGUAAUUCUUGAUAAAAUGAUUACAUAAAUGAUAUUCCGCCAAUGUCGGUUUAUUACCAAAUCAUUUAACCUUCACACAAUAGUUUGGAAUUAAGGAGGAAUUAAGUAUGUUAUAAAUUUGUGUCAUAAUGUUCAUAAUUAAAAUUCGUAAAAUAGUGACAUGUAAAAGAGUAGUCAGUGAUAUAAUAUCCGUCGUAACAUGUCGAGGAAACGCAUAAAUGUAAGUUUUAUUUAAGUUACAUUGCGUUGCAUAGACGUCCUAAAGAACGAUUCAGCGACAGAAAUAAACUUUAUUUUAUUUA